Messenger RNA from Eufriesea mexicana, 1121 nucleotides. Its product is annotated as elongation of very long chain fatty acids protein 4. NCBI's taxonomy places the organism in Eukaryota, Metazoa, Arthropoda, Insecta, Hymenoptera, Apidae. Gene Ontology annotation, biological process: fatty acid elongation, saturated fatty acid; very long-chain fatty acid biosynthetic process; sphingolipid biosynthetic process. The record is from RefSeq and is a predicted model, not a curated record. Gene Ontology annotation, molecular function: fatty acid elongase activity. The coding region runs from base 174 to 1121 and encodes 315 amino acids. Gene Ontology annotation, cellular component: endoplasmic reticulum membrane. The transcript is spliced from 7 exons.
UAUAUAGUAAGGAGUUGCUGUGUUGAAUUCGGAACAAUCGAUCACGGAGGAGCCGACGAAACGGUGAAAAUUUGACGACAACGAUGAUGUUCGUGUGCCUGCGAGGUCCUUGACGCGAAAGCACCACUGGGUCUAAGUUCCUGACAUGAGUUCGCAUUAAAAAAGGGACGGCAAUGGCGAACUUAAUUAAUUCCACAGCAACUCUAAUAAAUGACGCCUAUGAUUAUUACCUCUGGACGUUAUCUCUUGCCGAUGAACGAACGAGAGGAUGGCUUCUGGUCGAUUCGCCGAAACCUACUUUGAUAUACACAAUGUUGUAUUUACUGAUUGUAUGGGCUGGGCCAAAGAUCAUGAGAAAUCGAAAAGCCUUCAAAUUAACGUGGGCACUCGUUCCAUAUAAUCUUGCGAUGGCCUGUCUUAACGCGUACAUCGCGAUACAGUUAUUCGUAGCGUCCACCAGGUUACGGUAUAGUUAUGUGUGCCAACCAAUUAGGCACGUGACUCGCCCAGAUGAAUUGCAGAUCGCUCAUGCUGUCUGGUGGUACUACUUUAGUAAACUUUUGGAGUUCUGUGAUACGUUCUUCUUUAUCCUACGGAAGAAGGAUAAUCAAUUAAGCUUCCUCCACGUUUACCACCACUCCACUAUGUUUUCGUUGUGGUGGAUUGGCAUCAAAUGGGUACCAAGCGGAUCUACUUUCUUGCCGGCGAUGGUAAAUAGUUUUAUCCACGUUCUUAUGUAUUCAUAUUAUGGCUUAGCCGCACUGGGACCGUCAGUAGCUAAAUAUCUCUGGUGGAAGAAGUAUUUGACGAUCCUUCAGUUAAUUCAAUUCACCACCGCUCUGAUCCUUGGUAUUAAUGGUAUUCGAUCGGGAUGUGAUUUCCCACUUUGGAUGCAAUAUGCUCUUGUCAUUUACAUGAUCUCUUUCAUCGUUCUGUUCGGAAACUUCUACGCCAAAGCGUACAUUGCUAAGGGUAAACAAGCAUACGCGGAGAGACAAUUAGAAAAAAUGAAGGCAGAUAGCCAAUCAAAGACCAAAAUUACCGAUAGACUUGUGUGUAAUGGAAAUGUAAAUGGACAUGCUAAUGGAUAUGCGAAUGGUGUAUUCAAAAAGAUGCAGUGA